UAAACAGAAAUUUCACAACAAAUCACAUCAUGUCCUGAAACACCACAUCACUGCACUGAACAUUACGUGGACGUGGAAAUCAAAGCGGUGUAGAUAGAUAGAGCCUUCCGUCCAAUCCGUCCAACGCUGCCUACCCAAAUCCCAAAUCAAAGUAGAGCAACGACUUCCGGCAGCGGCUGCACUGUCAACAACACGAGCAAACCUCAAACAAUCGAUGCCCCACUGCCACAUAAUGGUCUAUAUGCGAAUUGUGCUGACAACCUUGGUGACCGUCACGUGCCUGCUGGGGGAUAACUUCGUGGAGCUGACCCAGCAUCCGCUGCUGAAGGCCCUGGCGGACAAUGCAACGCACGCGGCCAUCGGCGCCCUCACCGGCAUCGCCUUUUCGAUGCAAUUCUACGAGCGGACCACGCAACUUUUCGGCUGGAUAUUGAUUUUCACCUGUUUCGUUGUGUCAUCGUUCAUUGACUUGGAUCACUUUGUGGAGGCCCGUUCGCUGUACCUGGAGGAUGCCACCAAUCUGUCGCGUCGUCCGUUCCUACACUGCUCCAGCAUCAUUCUGGUCAUGUUGCUGUUCUACAUGUGCACCGCGUGCCUGAACUACUUCCGCACCAGCCUGCUGCUGGGCGCCCUGCUCUGUGCCUUCAUCACACACCAUACGCGUGACGCUGUGCGUCGCGGCUACUGGAUGUGUCCCAUGGGACACACGGAUCGCGUGCCGCAGGUGGCCUACAUCCUAAUCACGAUCAUGACGCCCCAUCUGCUGGGCUGUCUGCACGCCCUCUGUCGCAGCGUUUUGGUGCUCAACUUUUUGGGGCAAUACGUGAAAUUAAGCGAAUGCAAUUACCGCGGCGGAUCCGGGUCGGGGUCGGGCUGUUCGAAUGCCAACUAUCGGUAUAUGCAGGUGUAAGAGGAUAAGGGGGAACCUUUGUGAUACGACAACGUAAUGCGAAAUCAUCGAAUGGUGAAUGCAAAUGCUUUGUAGGCUUCAAGCGCAUUAGAGAUUAGCUUUAACAUUGGAUCAGCUAGAAACCAAAUACUUCCACACUACAGGACACAAUUUUAGACACAACUACAAUUAGUUUUUAUUCGAGUACAUUUUGGGGAAUUCAUUGAUUCCCGUCCAAUUGAUAAUAUGAUAUACUUUUUGUCCAUUAACUAGCGUAGGUUUUUACUAGACUCUAAAUACAGAUAAUAUCCGAAUUGUGAUAUUUAGUUGAUAGUGAAAAAAAUAGUAUAACGACGAGCAUAGCGCACAACAAAUCAAUUUUCCACUUCCAAUCUUGACUCUGUAUCCGUAGUAGGCAGGCCCUAGUAUUGUGUAUUUAAGCCAUUUUAAUCUAAUAAAUCCAAAUAAUUGCCUUAAA
This is a messenger RNA of Drosophila subobscura, 1367 nucleotides long. RefSeq names its product transmembrane protein 267. The coding region runs from base 215 to 910 and encodes 231 amino acids. NCBI's taxonomy places the organism in Eukaryota, Metazoa, Arthropoda, Insecta, Diptera, Drosophilidae. The transcript is spliced from 2 exons. The record is from RefSeq and is a predicted model, not a curated record.